Messenger RNA from Beauveria bassiana ARSEF 2860, 1059 nucleotides. RefSeq lists its product as uncharacterized. The record is from RefSeq and is a predicted model, not a curated record. The transcript has a single exon. Lineage: Eukaryota; Fungi; Ascomycota; Sordariomycetes; Hypocreales; Cordycipitaceae. Bases 1 to 1059 code for a protein of 352 amino acids.
AUGUCAUCGACAGAGCUAAUCCCGGACGAAUGCCUCAGUAAGCUCACUGGAUUCGAUAACUGGCAUACAUGGCACAUCAAAGCCCGCAUGGCUCUGCAGAGAAUGGGUCUGCGGUACCUACUGAGGGACGACGGUCCCGAAGACUGGGACGCCCCCGAUGCCGUCAGCCGUCACGAGUCUGACCAAGCCACCGGUGUGCGACUCCUGGUAGACGGCCUCUCCGAGGACAUGCUGGCGCGCGCGUACGCUAGUGGUUGGAAGCCCGAGCGCGCCACGGUAUCGAGCACGCUACAAACGCUCGAGGCCAUUGUCGAUGAAGCAGAGCGGCACCGGCGUGAGGAUGCAGAGACGACAGCUGCGGCCCGCAGGCAUCUUGUUGGCCUGGCACGCGCAGAUCUCGCCUCUGGCGCUCAGACGGUCAAGGAGUACAUCUUGGCGGCAAAACACUGCCACGACGGGUUGCUCGAACGAUACGGCGGCGACGGCGACGGCGCGGGACCUGUGGAGGAGAUUCUCGAGCAGCUGUUUGUGACGGCGCUAGUCGAGGGCAUCGCGACGAGCAAGCCCGCCUGGUACGCCGAGUGGAUAGAGAAACUAGAGCAGGGUACGCUGGCGCGCGCGGGAACACGGGCUGGCGUGACAGAGUGGCUACUGGCCAAGGAUCGAGACGACAGUAAGCUUGCCGCGCAGCCGCCGCCGAGGAGUCGCGUCGCCGUCGUCGCACCGGCUGCGCAAGGGAGUCAGGCCGCCAGCAGCUCUGAAAUGGUGCACAAAGCUCAAGAAGCUUGCAGCUACUGCGCCGAGCAUCAUCGUAAGGCGUUUCCGCACAAGGAGAGAGAUUGCUGGUUCUUGAAACCGCACACGGCGCCGCGAAGAUGGCGGGACCGUCACCACGCUGAGGUGGAGGCUAGAAAGGAGGAUCACGAUGAAGUGGAGGCUACAAAGGAGGAACACGAGGACAAGGCAAGAGGAAGAGGCCGGGUCGAUGUUCCCGCCACAGGCGUAGGCGUUGUGAUACCUGCGAGUCCAAAAAAUUGGAGGGCGAGCCCUAAAAUGUGA